UUUACUGAACUAGAUUAAACUAAAAUGAAUACUCUGAAAUUAUAAUCGAAACUGAAGAGAACAUCCCUAAACUAGUCCGCAAACCGCACAGAUAAGUACGAGGAGGCGAGGAGCUAACAAACAGAAACAGCAGAACAAUAGUAGAAACCAAAAAAAUGGAACCAAAGCAAACAACAAUACCCAAAGCUCGCAAGAAGCAGCCAUGGCAGAACAACCCCAACAUCAUCACCCUCUUCUCCAUAACUCUAGCUUCCCUCAAAACCCCAUUAAACCCUUUAUCCAAACCCUUAAUCCUCAAUUCCUCAAACAAACUCCUCCGUUUUCUACACCCCAAUUCACCCUUUACCUCAAAUUCACCCCUUCUCAAUCCAAUUCUCUCUCUUCUACCUCUCAUGCUCCACUCAAGUGACGAAGAAAUCAUACGCACGGCCGUGAAGAUUGUUGGGGCGGUAUCACUUGUUUCGAUUGAGGCCAAUGAGAGGGUUGCUGGGGAUUCAGGGAUUGUAAAGGGUUUGGUGUUGAAUAUUUUGAGGUUUGAAAUGAUGGAAACUAAGAAACUUGUUUGUAAUGCGAUUUUGGAUCUUUCUAUCACUUCUUUGGGGUGUCAAAGAUUGUUGGAUGUUUCUGGUUUGAAUUAUAUUAUGCUUGGGUUCCUUCAGGUUCAAAAAUCCCUGGUGUCUUCCCUGUAUAUAAAUCUCGUCGAAAACGAGGGUAAUUUUUUCCUAGGAGUUAAACAUAAACAAGAAAAAAUUCCAUUGCUACUACUCAAUGCUGCUGCUACUCUUAUCAACUUCUGCCACCCCGAACAGCUCAAAAGCAUUCCAAGGAAGCUAAAAGAAGCAACUUUUCCUUAUUUGGGAGAAAUAUGGUCUAAAGUACGUGCAAAAUUGCUAGCUUCUGAAAUUCUGAAUGUCUCUAAAGUAAAAUGCUGCUACAAGAGCAACCUUACAGCUAAGAGCUUGGCAGAAAGCAUUUUUAGGCUGUCAAUGGAUGCCCUUUCUGUUAUAAACUCCAUGCCUUCAGAAGUUGUCAUGGGACACAUAUUUGGGCCUUCGUCAACGAGUUUUACAAACUUCAUGUUGGAGCACUGGGAAUCAUCACCUUUUCUGAUUAGGAAUCAACCAAAAUAUCCGGAGGCACCACAUGCCAUUUUCAGCUCAUUUAUGCAUUCACUUACAUCUGAAGAAGAAUUGCCUAAAUGUCUUUCUUCUAUCCUACGAGGAAUGGUUUCCUGUCCUCCUGUAGCUUUAAACGAAAUAGACUGCUUGAGUUUACUUAAUGAUGUAAGGGACACACUUGGUUCCCCAAUAAUAUAUCAGCAGGACAUACGUGUGGUAAAGACUAGCAUGCAUUCUAAACUUGAGGAGCAUUACUUUCAGGAAUAUUUAAGAAAUGGCAUUGAAGGUCCCAGGGCUUUCUCUGCAGAGGACAUCUUAAAGUGUGAGGGAGCAUACAGGAAGGGUUAUACUACAGCUGUACGUGGUAUGGAGUUCCGCAAUAGUGAUAUUGCUGCAGUCACACGAGAAAUUGCUUCUAUGUUUGGUCAACCAUCAGUAGGUGCUAAUUUAUAUGUUACACCACCUAAUUCUCAAGGUUUAUCCUGCCAUUAUGAUGAUCAUUGUGUCUUUGUCUGUCAACUUUAUGGAGUUAAGCAGUGGACAGUCUAUCCAAAACCAAUUAUCGAAUUACCUCGACUAUAUGAGUGUCUUGAGGUUCCUCAGGAGUUACUGGUGCAAAGCAGACAAAUUUUGCUUGAUGAAGGUGAUGUCCUUUAUCUUCCAAGGGGUUUUGCUCAUGAAGCAUGUACAGUUGCAGAUCUCGGUGAAAGCAGCAAGGUUUAUGAGUCCUCUGUACAUCUUACUCUUGCGAUUGAGGUUGAGCCUCCUUUUGAGUGGGAAGGAUUUGCCCAUAUUGCACUUUAUCUGUGGAGCCGAAAAACAGGGUCUGAUACUUUUGCUCAUGAUACUUCUGGCAUGCUAUCUAUUUCUGUGUAUAUCUUGCAUAUCGCAAUGAGGCUUCUUAGCAGUACUGAGCCCAUAUUUCGAAAAGCUUGUUUGGCUGCUGCUAGUUCUUUGCCUAUCGACACUAUAGAAUGGCAUGAAAAGAACCAGAGAGCCACUUUCAAAUUAGCAAGUGAUAAAAUCAAUGAGCUAUGCAGCUUCACAGAUUCUCUCGAAUAUCUGCAAAAGGCAGUUGAAAGAGAUGAUGAUCCUUUUCAUUGGCUUAGAUGGCUUGAGCUUCUCAAUGGGAGAGACGUAUAUGUUCAGAAUUUUUGUAACUUUAAUUCAGAUCGAGUUUGUAACAUUUUAUCAUUUAUUAAUCAACACAAGGAUGAUGCUGAAGCUGCAUUUGCCCAUGUUAAGUCAAACUUUUGUAGUGAAGAUCUCUUUGACGAUGCAAAAGAGAGCUUUAAGACUUUGCAUGCCUUGUACAAGGAGGCCCGGAUGCGAUAUAUGAAUGGAAUGCUUUCCUUACAUCAUUAAUUAACCAUAUUACUUAACAAACCAUUUUUUUUUUCGAAUUUUGGUUUCACCACUACCUGUUAGACUGAUGUGUAUCUCUAUUUAUGAUUACUAUCUUCUCUAAAAGCUCUGAUCAACAAAGCUUUAUUCUGAUUUUGGUAACUUACCCUUUUCAAUAUAAACUUGGCUAUGAGCACUGAUAUUUUGCAGAAGGAUUCAUUUU
This is a messenger RNA of Chenopodium quinoa (quinoa), 2685 nucleotides long. RefSeq lists its product as uncharacterized. Bases 156 to 2483 code for a protein of 775 amino acids. Lineage: Eukaryota; Viridiplantae; Streptophyta; Magnoliopsida; Caryophyllales; Amaranthaceae. The record is from RefSeq and is a predicted model, not a curated record. Gene Ontology annotation, molecular function: histone H3K4 demethylase activity; histone H3K36 demethylase activity. Gene Ontology annotation, cellular component: nucleolus. The transcript is spliced from 3 exons.